Messenger RNA from Telopea speciosissima, 2255 nucleotides. Its product is annotated as probable myosin-binding protein 5. The transcript is spliced from 4 exons. The record is from RefSeq and is a predicted model, not a curated record. The coding region runs from base 290 to 2146 and encodes 618 amino acids. Gene Ontology annotation, molecular function: myosin binding. NCBI's taxonomy places the organism in Eukaryota, Viridiplantae, Streptophyta, Magnoliopsida, Proteales, Proteaceae.
AUGACACCUAAAUAUCGGAUCAAUUCCCUCCCUCCCUCCCUCUCUUUCUGUUUCCCUCGCUUCCCCCUACCUUCUACAGAGAGAUCAUGAUCUCGGUUCGGUUAUUCGCACCAAGAUCAUGAUCUUCUUUCUUAUUUGAACAAUCAUAAUUACCUACUUACUUGUUAUUUGAUUCUUAUCUCAUUUCGAUUUUCUGCUUCUUUGAUUUCUAUACGUUCUUCCCCAACAAGGGAAAGAUUUUGAAUUUUGUUUUGUUGGAUUUAUACUUGUUUUCUUCUGAAUCCAAGUCAUGGCAAAGAGAUCACUCAAGCAAUUCAUUGAACACAAGUUUGGGAAAUUCCCAUACUUCUUGAUACACACUCUUCUUGAAUGGGUAUUGAUAGUUAUACUGUUUAUCGAUGGUCUGAUUGCUUUUGCUGCCAAUGAAUUUGCCCGCUUCUUCGAACUAAAAAUUCCAUGCUUGUUCUGCACGAGGAUUGAUCAUGUUCUGGUUCACAGGGAUCCUAAUUUUUAUUACAAUGAUUCUAUCUGUGAAACUCACAGGAAAGAUGUGUCGUCCCAUGCAUAUUGUCAUGUUCACCAGAAGUUAGCCGAUAUCCGGCGAAUGUGUGAGGGUUGUCUUCUUUCUUUCGCCACGGAGGAUAAAUCCGAUUGCGACACCUACAGAUCUCUAGUGGGAAUCUUGGGUAAAGAUCUUGAAUGUUCUGUUGAAGAUGAUCAUAAAAUUCAUUUGAGACUGCCGGCUGGGGGGAAGAUAGACAUGUUGCAGGUUGAGAAGAGCAGCACUCACCGUUGUUCUUGUUGUGGGGAAGCACUGAGGGUUAGGGCUUCAUUUCCCCAGGGAUUGGUUCAGAAUUUGCCACCAAAAGUGACUCAUUUCCCCCAAACUCCUGCACCAUCUCCUCGCGGAUUAUUAGUGAAGACAAAACCUGAUGAAUCGCGGGGUUCUGACCCAUUGCCCCUCAUUCGAUACAAUGAAUCGGGGGUUCCAGAGGAUGAGGACGGAUCAACCUUAUUUACUUUAAGGAAUCAAUGUAGAGAAGAUGUCAAAGCUGCAAUUGUGCCAUUGCUGGAUGAAUUGAAUGAGGACACUUGCAAGACGCCUACUUUUACUAAAGGAAGCAGGUUGUCCGCAAUCGGCUUGACUGAAUCCGCAACCACCACCCCUAGGUGGCUUCAUAGGUUUCCCAAGAGGUUCGCAAUGGAAAAACCAGAUAUGAGUACCGAGUUUGUUGAAGGAUGUGCUGCAAUUGAAGUAGAUGGUGAAACCAUUCUGCAUCGUUUGAAGAGACAAGUUCGACUGGACCGCAAAUCUUUGAUAACUUUGUAUAUGGAACUGGAUGAAGAAAGAAAUGCUUCUGCCAUUGCUGCAAACCAGGCAAUGGCCAUGAUCACCAGGUUGCAGGCAGAAAAGGCAGCUGUGCAGAUGGAGGCAUUGCAGUACCAAAGAAUGAUGGAAGAGCAGGCAGAGUAUGAUGAAGAGGCCUUGCACGUUAUGAAGGAACUACUUAUCAAGAGAGGACAGGAAAUAAAGGUUUUACAGACACAGUUAGAAACUUACAGAGGAAGGUCGGAACAUGGAGAGGCACUUGGUAUUGAUAGCUGCAGAGAACUUGCUGAUGAAGAUUCCCAUCAGUUUAAGUCCCAGUCUGAAUCAUCUGUUAGUGCACAUUGUGAAUGUGGUAGCCCUCCUGCUAAUAUUGAUGAAGAAGUGGCAGAUAAUGGUGAACAACAGCAUAAUUCAGAUCAAAGUGGACCAUCACUAGAAGCAAAUGGACGGGUAAUUCUUGAUGAAUCAUUGUUAAAUUUUGAAGAAGAGAAAUCAUAUCUUUUGGAUCGGUUGAAAAUGCUGGAGAAGAGGAUUCAUCUACCCCAGAAUGAUGGGGAUAACUUGCUUCCUAGUUCUAACAUAGAUAAUCUCAAUGAGGAAGACAAAGGAGACUUGAGUAGCAACAUCAUAACCAAAGAAAUAUCUUGUCUCAGUGAGAAGUUGGAAGCUCUUGAGGCCGAUAAAGAAUUCUUAAAGCAUGCUGUGAGGUCACUCCACAAAGGUGGUGAAGGAACCCAACUUCUUAGAGAGAUAGCUCAUCAUCUUUGGGAGCUUCGAUGUGAAAAGAAGAUGCCCUUGGAUGGUGUUUCUGCUUGAGCUUGUUUCACAUAAUUCAUUUAGAUGGUAAGUACUUUUCAGAGUUCCUCUUUUGCUCUUUGUUUGGCAUUUAAAAUGCCUUUUGAAAUAGCUAAAGGGAAAGAAAUAA